CGACCUAUGUAAAGGUGUAUGUGUUGGAGAAUGGGGCGUGUCUGGCUAAGAAGAAGACCAGAGUGGUGAAGAAGACUCUAGACCCCUCCUACCAUCAGGCCCUGCUGUUUGAAGAGAGUCCUCAGGCCAAAGUCCUACAGGUGAUUGUGUGGGGUGACUAUGGGCGGAUGGACCACAAGUGCUUCAUGGGCAUGGCUCAGAUCAUGCUGGAUGAGUUGGACCUUGGUGCCACGGUGAGCGGAUGGUACAAGCUGUUCCCCACCUCGUCUCUGGCUGACCCCAGCAUCGGACCCCUCACACGGCAACUGUCCCAGUCCUCACUGGAGAGCUGUGCCACCAGCCCCUCCUGUACCUAGACAGAGAGAACUAUAUAGCAACAGUACACACACACACACACACACAAGAAGGGAUACAUACACACACACACUCAUCAUGCAGAUAUUAUACACGCAGAAACGCAGUCAGACGUGUAUACAUGCAGGCUUCUGCAUACACACGUGCCCAUACAUAAACGCCCCCCUGCCACACACACACACUCCAACACGCUGAUCCUCAGAUCCAUCCCCAUAACUACGUCAGAUUACAUGAUUUACCAGAACAUAGCAUUAUAGUAGCACUACUUACUGCCCAAUAUCCCUGUCCCCUGUCCCCGGACCCCUGUCCCAUCUCAGAA
This is a messenger RNA of Salvelinus sp. IW2-2015, 673 nucleotides long. RefSeq names its product regulating synaptic membrane exocytosis protein 3-like. Lineage: Eukaryota; Metazoa; Chordata; Actinopteri; Salmoniformes; Salmonidae. The record is from RefSeq and is a predicted model, not a curated record. Gene Ontology annotation, biological process: calcium ion-regulated exocytosis of neurotransmitter; regulation of membrane potential; positive regulation of synaptic transmission. Gene Ontology annotation, molecular function: small GTPase binding; transmembrane transporter binding. Gene Ontology annotation, cellular component: cytoskeleton of presynaptic active zone; presynaptic membrane.